Uloborus diversus is the source of this 1318-nucleotide messenger RNA. RefSeq names its product glutamyl-tRNA(Gln) amidotransferase subunit B, mitochondrial-like. Gene Ontology annotation, molecular function: glutaminyl-tRNA synthase (glutamine-hydrolyzing) activity. Lineage: Eukaryota; Metazoa; Arthropoda; Arachnida; Araneae; Uloboridae. Bases 107 to 1318 code for a protein of 403 amino acids. The record is from RefSeq and is a predicted model, not a curated record. The transcript is spliced from 9 exons. Gene Ontology annotation, biological process: glutaminyl-tRNAGln biosynthesis via transamidation; mitochondrial translation.
GUGGUUUUUGCUUAAAUUACAUAUGACUGCUAAAAUUUGUUUCCUAUUUUAUUCAAGUUCUACUUUACAAUUUAAAAAUAGAAUGUGCAGCUGAUUUCUGGAAAACAUGACAUUUUUGAAAAGACUUCCAAAACAAAUUUUUUAUAGUUGUAAAAGGUUAUCUUCUAACAAAACCUCGAAUUCCAAAUGGGAGACAGUAGUUGGAUUAGAGAUUCAUGCACAAAUUAAUGCAAAAUCAAAGUUGUUCUCUAGUGCUGGUACAAAUUUUGGUGCUCCAACAAACACCGAAGUUUCCUAUUUUGAUGCAGCUAUUCCUGGAACUUUGCCUGUGCUGAACAAAUAUUGUGUGGAAGCUGGAAUUUUGACUGCACUUGCAUUAAAUUGCACUGUGAAUAAAAAAUCCACAUUUGACAGGAAGCACUACUUUUAUCCAGAUUUACCAGCUGGCUAUCAAAUAACCCAACAGUUUAAUCCUCUUGCAAAUAAUGGAUACAUUACUUUUGUAGUGUGUAGUAAAUCACAGGGUGAUGAGCCUUAUGAAUGUAGAUGUAAUUUGAAACAAAUUCAACUAGAGCAAGACAGUGGGCGGAGUUUUCACGUAGCCAACAAAAAAAGCUUUGUUGAUCUAAAUAGAGUAGGUAUUGGACUAAUGGAACUUGUUUUUGAACCUGAUUUGAGGAAUGGAAUUGAAGCUUCCUCUUUGGUAAAAGAGCUAAUGCUUAUACUAAGGAAAAUAAACACCUGUUCUUGUGAAAUGGAAGAGGGAGCAUUACGGGUUGAUGCCAAUAUUUCAGUAAACCAAGUUGGAGAAUCGCUUGGUGUCAGAACUGAAGUUAAAAAUAUCAAUAGUUUACGCUUCAUUGCACAAGCAAUAGAUUUUGAAAUAAGCAGGCAGAUAAAUAUCCUAGAAAAAGGAGGCAUAGUUUCAAAUGAAACAAGAGCUUUUGACUACCACUCAAAAGAAACUGUGUAUAUGAGAGACAAAGAAGCACUUCAGGAUUAUCGCUUUAUGCCUGAACCAAAUCUCCCUCCUAUACGACUAAGUGAUGAUGUUGAUGCAACUGAUGAUUAUUGUAUAUCAGUUAAUAAAUUGCGUGAAAAGCUUCCAAAGCUUCCAUCUGUUGAGCGAGCAGAACUGAUGAGCAAAUAUAAGGUGCCAUAUAAUAUUGCUGACAUAUUUGUGAGCACUGAUGGUUUAAGAUCUAUGUUUGAAACAAUUGCCUGUACUGUCCCUGAUGUUAUGUAUAUCAGUAAUUUUCUAUUGAAUAAUGUUCAGCAUCAGUUGAACAUCAGGAAACUCACAUUUAAAAAUUGGUAA